GCGAAACUAUCAGACGCACUUGGACACAUUAUUAUUAAUGUUUACAUCGGUACGGCUGUAGCACAUUCCUUCCGCAAUCAAGCCACUAUGUUUUCCAUAUUUACAAAGAUAAAGGAACGCGUCGAGGCUUUUUUAAACGAGAAGAAUUUUUUCACAGACUGUCUCAAUAAGAUCGAAGAAAAAACGGGUAUUAGGAAACGUUACCUGGCAGCCGGUGCUGUCUCCGUGACGGGAGCAUAUUUAUUAUUUGGCUAUGGCGCCUCUCUGCUCUGCAAUUUAAUUGGUUUUGUUUAUCCAGCAUAUUUCUCAAUAAAAGCCAUAGAAAGUCCAGGUAAAGAGGAUGACACACAAUGGCUGACAUAUUGGGUAAUCUACGGCUUUUUCAGCAUAGGUGAAUUCUUCUCUGACAUUUUUCUCUACUGGUUUCCAUUCUACUACAUAUGUAAGUGCCUGUUCCUUCUGUGGUGCAUGGCUCCAGUCUCCUGGAAUGGUUCUCAGAUUCUGUACAGGCAUGCGGUGCGCCCAUUUUUCCUGAAGCAUGAAGUUAAAGUAGACGGGAUGGUCAAUGAUCUGAGCGGGAAGGCCAUGUCAGCAGCUGAGAAUGUCACCAGAGAAGUUCUUCAAACUCUGGUGAGAAACAGAACUAUUGGCCCUGCCAUGCCUGAAGCCAAACAACUGCCCAGUUCAACUCCUACUGAACCCACUGUUGACUAAAAGGCCGACUGCACUCAUGCAAAGUCUCAGUUAUGUGAGGAGAAGAAUCACAUGACAACAAGUUAAAGGAGCGGCAUCCUCAAGAAAGACUUCAGAUGGAUUAAAAUCUGACAUGACAGCACUGAGGACCUCAAUUAAUUAUCAUUUUGAAUUAUUAUGUGAAUUAUAAUUUAUCUUAUUUUCCUAAUGAUCAUGGUUAUCAGACAGUCAGUGUCAGGAGUUUUGGAUGUUAUAGCCUAAUAAUCUAAAAUAUUUGUUCCUCCUUCAAAGCUAGAGUAUUUACAGCAGUCAUCCUAUAUGUAUUUGUCCAGAAAGUCUUCAGCAUUUUUAUUUACAAAUGACACUUUUCAAUCAAAUUGCAAUAGGCCAUUCAACAGACCAGGUUUUAUUUAUUAUAUUCUUUGUAGUAAUAACAUAUUGCAUGUGUCAGGUCUAUUUAUUUUGAAAUCAUAAUUUUAAUUAGAUAAAAAUGUAAAGUUUACAAACUUUCA
Myxocyprinus asiaticus (Chinese sucker) is the source of this 1205-nucleotide messenger RNA. RefSeq names its product receptor expression-enhancing protein 6-like. The record is from RefSeq and is a predicted model, not a curated record. NCBI's taxonomy places the organism in Eukaryota, Metazoa, Chordata, Actinopteri, Cypriniformes, Catostomidae. The transcript has 7 exons. Bases 88 to 714 code for a protein of 208 amino acids.